GCCUCCAGCGAGGGCGGGCGGAGGUUGCGCAGGCAGCGCUGCUGCUCCGGGUUACUGCGGCUGGCGCCGUCGGGGGAGCUUUGCGCCCGCGAGGAGGCGGAGGAGAAGCCGAGCUCGGGAGGGACCGACGCCGCGGCGAGCAGCAGCAGCGCACUUGGCGGACUCCCUCGGAGCUCCUUUCCCAGACGGAGCCGCUGAGACGUCCCCAUCGACCGAAGCCCGCGCCGGAUCGGAAUCCGGAUUGGCGCCGAAGCAAGAGCGGGCGGCAUUUCUUUCCCUGAUGCGUCGGGGGCAACAACCAGCAGAAACCAACGGACGGGAUUUCAAAUUCCACACUUCCAGGCAGUUCCAGUGGAGCUGAAGAAGAGCUGAAGCUUCAUGAUGGGGCAGUGCAAUAAAGCCGAGGGAGCCCUUUGACUCUCCAGACCUCUGUUGCAAAACAAGCCCUCUCUGGCAGAAUGCCUCCCGCUCUGAGUGAACUACCCAGGAGGCUUUUCUUCCUGCUCACGCUCCUUUCUGAGCUGCAAGGUAUUCAUGGGAGCAACAAACCUGAAUAUGAUUUUCGGUUUUGUGGCUGGAGAAACCACAGUAAGAAAAGCCAAAUCCAGUAUGCUUUCCAGGACGGUGCCAUCAAGAUUGCAAAUGGUGCAGAUGUGCUGAGUAUAAGUGCACCGUUCUCUCUGGAAGAUAAAGGGAGCAAUUUAGAACCCGGAACCUGGGACCUGCCAGAUCAUAAAGGGACUUACCGCUUCUGUGUUUACUGGUCUCGGGACACCAGGCUUUUCAGCCUCACCUAUGGGAUUACCAACAAGUACAACCUGAGUACAAAGGCAUAUUAUUCUCUCUGCCAUUCCAUUGUUAGUGAAGAUCCCAAUCAAGCCAGCGGUGACGUGAUUUUCAACGCCUCUUAUACCACUAGCAAGCUCAUCCACAACCAAUCCCUUCCAAAUGCAUCUGUCUACAGUUUUGUCUUCAGGGAUGAACAGACAAGCUGUGUCCAAGACAGUGAUGUGGCAGAACUACAAAAGAAGUUAGAAGCCGGCCUGAAACAUUCCAUAAAAGGAAGGAAAGGCAUUCUUAGAACCUCGCAUAAGGAGCUUCAGCGGUUGGAGUCAGAUUUGGGAGUCGUCAGAUUUGAGGGAGAGAACAAGACCUUUGGGAAGGGGACACUGUUACAGGCAACAGUCUUCAGGAUCCCACAGGAGAAGACAUCUCGUGACCUGUCCAUCGAAUCUAAGCUGGAGGAGAACAAGGAGGUCCAUGGCUUUGAAGUGAGUUUGCCCAAGAACGUCUUUGCGAAAUCCAAAGGCCGGAGCAGGAGUGGCGAGAGGAGGGUUGUUCUGAUGGACAUCAGCAGCCAGAUCCCCUUCCCGGACCAAAAUUCCAGCCGCCUUCUUGGUGAAAAGGUGCUUGGCAUAUCGGUGGGGAGCAGUCCAAUCCAUGGCCUGCCCAAGGACCAGCGCGUGGCUCUUACUUUCUGGCACAAGCCGCUUCCGAGGAACGUGAUGCCGCAGUGCGUGUUCUGGGAUGCAGGCUCCAAUGAGAGUCGUCCCGGCUUCUGGAAUACGUCAGGCUGCGAAGUGGCAAGAGAACUGAACCGAACCACUUGCUUCUGUGACCACCUCACCUUUUUUGCGGUGCUGAUGAUGUCCUCCCCAGAUGUAGACAUCAUCCACCAGCAGUACCUGACCAUCAUCACCUAUGUCGGCUGCAUCGUUUCAGCGGCGUCUUGCUUUGUCACCAUCAUCUUCUUUCUGUGCUCUAGGCAGAAGCAGAGGGAUCACAUUGUCUACAUCCACACAAACCUCCUCGUGGCCAUCUUCAUCCUCGACAUGAGUUUCCUGAUUGCCGUGCCUCUGGCCCCUGCAGGCGGCAACGCAGCCUGCAAAGCGGGUGCCAUGCUCCUCCACUUUGCCCUGCUUGCCUGCCUGACCUGGAUGGGCAUCGAAGGCUACAGUCUCUACCAGCUUGUGAUUGAGGUCUUCAAUUCCUACGUCCAACACUUCCUCCUCAAGCUCUGCCUGGUGGGCUGGGGUCUCCCCAUCCUUCUUGUGGCUCUGAUCUUUGGGAUCAAGCAGUCAUAUUACGGACAAUUCUCCAUUAAAGUGUAUGAAUCUUCGGAGCGAUACACCAAUGCAACCAUCUGCUGGAUCACAGAGACACACAUCAACAACAUCCUCAACUUGGGACUCCUGAGCCUGGUGCUCCUCUUCAACAGCAUCAUGCUGGCCGCCAUGGUGCGAGAGAUCCUCAAACUGCGACACCGGGAUCACCAGUGGAAAUACGCCCUGAUGCUCCUGGGCCUGAGUUGUGUGUUGGGCAUUCCAUGGGGUCUGGUCUUCUUCUCCUUCACUUCUGGAACCUUCAGGCUGGUAGCUGUCUACCUCAGCACCAUCAUCAACUCCCUCCAAGGCUUCCUCAUCUUCCUUUGGACCUUGGCCAAAGUCCUGCAGGCCCGCAAGUCGUCUUCGAUGCAGUGCACGUCUUCCAACAGCGCCAACCUACAGUCCAGCAACACCAGCCUAUGACCAACUGGGGGUUGCUCUGCGUUGGAAAAUCCGGUCUGUGUGCUUGUGGCACCGACUGGGGAGGGCCCUUGAUUGCAUCGAGGGCAGGGGUCCCUUUUGCAAUCCCUGCUUUGGGGCGGAGCCACCCCUAGGUGCCUUAGCCACACCCCUUGGCCCUAGCCAUGCCCCUGCACAGCAGUGGCCAAAGUUUGGUCCAAAGAACGCCACUGCGCAGGGGUGUGGCGAAGGUUCUCUGGCCGGGGCCUCCACAUUGUUCCUGGGGGCUCCCCGCUUAUGCCCGCCUGGCACACCUGCCAUGCUCACCAGCUGCACUUGUCCACCUCCUGUAUUGUGAAGUGCGGGAGGGCUGAGAGCCGAGCGGGCUGCGGGCCUGCCUGUGGGCACUGGGCCACUUGCAAUGACCUCGCCUCCAUGCACUGCGAAGGCGUGUCACGAGUGCGUGGUGUCACGUAUUUGCAAGGCACGGUGCAACUCAUGAAUGUUGCAAAUGUGUGAUAUCCUGCACUUGCGACACUCGUGGGUCACACUGCGCAGGCGUGAGCACUGCAAGUGGCCCAGUGGCUGCAGGCAGGCCCGCUUGGCGCUCGGACUCCCCGCUGAGCAGAACAGGCAAUUGGUGGGUGAGUGGGCUGCAAAACGGUGUUCGCUUUUUUCAGGGGGGCCUCCACAGCCCUUUAAGUCCAGGCGACAAAAUGGACUAGGUGCACCACUGCCCCUGCACCCUAGCCACAGCCCUGUGCCCUGGCAGGGGCGUGGCUGGGGCACCUAGGAGCGGCCACUGGCGGGUUGGACCUGCCCUGCAGGUAGGGGCACUUGUAUCCUGAUGUAAUAUAUUUGUGUCUCUUUGUAAUUAAAUCUACUUUAAAAAUA
Messenger RNA from Hemicordylus capensis (graceful crag lizard), 3398 nucleotides. It is a transcript of the gene ADGRG1, whose product is annotated as adhesion G protein-coupled receptor G1. Bases 459 to 2528 code for a protein of 689 amino acids. The record is from RefSeq and is a predicted model, not a curated record. NCBI's taxonomy places the organism in Eukaryota, Metazoa, Chordata, Lepidosauria, Squamata, Cordylidae. The transcript is spliced from 14 exons. Gene Ontology annotation, molecular function: G protein-coupled receptor activity; heparin binding. Gene Ontology annotation, biological process: adenylate cyclase-activating G protein-coupled receptor signaling pathway; cell surface receptor signaling pathway. Gene Ontology annotation, cellular component: membrane.